Messenger RNA from Photinus pyralis (common eastern firefly), 2359 nucleotides. Its product is annotated as glucose dehydrogenase [FAD, quinone]-like. Lineage: Eukaryota; Metazoa; Arthropoda; Insecta; Coleoptera; Lampyridae. Gene Ontology annotation, molecular function: oxidoreductase activity, acting on CH-OH group of donors; flavin adenine dinucleotide binding. Bases 73 to 2136 code for a protein of 687 amino acids. The transcript is spliced from 2 exons. The record is from RefSeq and is a predicted model, not a curated record.
UGUUUCUCGUCUUUAGUAAAAAGACAGCGGUCGCCACAAUCACUCCACGUAUAGUUUGUAUAAUUUCGAAAAAUGGACUGCGGGUGUAACGCCCCUUAUGUAGGGCCUUCGCUAGAGAACACGUGUGGUGGUGGUGGUGCGUUUGUAAUUUUUAUGUCUCUUUUAGACACUUUUAUUCGCAACAAAUGUGACUUAUCGGAUGUAUGUAACCGAGUGAUGCCAAAAUUUGAGCCCGAUCCCGAAUAUGACUUCGUCGUGAUAGGUGGCGGUAGUUCUGGAUCAGUGGUAGCCGGCCGUCUUUCCGAAGUGCCCAACUGGAAAGUUCUACUGAUAGAAGCGGGUGGCGACGAACCACCCGGUUCUCAAGUACCUUCGAUGGUUAUCAACUACCAUGACAAUCCCGAUAUGGAUUGGAAGUACAAAACUGAACCAGAACCAAAGGCGUGCUCUGGCUACCCUGAGCGACGAUGCAAUUGGAUCCGUGGUAAAGUACUUGGGGGUUGCAGCGUUAUCAACGGAAUGAUGUACAUGAGAGGAGUACCGAGAGAUUACGAUAACUGGGAGAAGGCUGGCAAUCCAGGGUGGAAUUACAAUGACGUACUUCCGUACUUCAUGCACGCCGAAUCCAACAUGGAAAUUGGUACCGUAGCGGAUCCCGGGUACCACGGUACUGCGGGACCUAUGACCGUUAAUAAAUUUCGCGAUCAACCCGAACUAGCGCAAGACAUUCUGGAUGCCGCGAAAGAAUUGGGUUAUUCUGUGAGCAAUGACCUUAACGGAAAAUUUUAUGAUGGAUUUACAAUUGCUCAAUCCACCACCAGAAAUGGAUCUCGAUUAAGUACGGCCAAAGCAUACUUAAGACCUGCAAGAAGUCGACCAAACCUGCACAUUAUGCUCAACUCUACCGCGACGAAGAUAGAAUUUGCAUCAGACAAUCGCCAGAAAAGAGUUUCUGCCGUCCAAUUCUUCUACAAUAACAAGCUGUUUACCGUCCGAGUGCGUCGCGAAGCGAUUCUAAGCGCGGGAGCGGUAAACUCCCCCCAUUUACUUUUACUGUCCGGAGUAGGACCCAUCUCAGAGUUGGAGAGGGUGGGAAUAAAACAAGUGCAUGAACUUCCAGGUGUCGGCCACAACCUGCACAACCACGUGACGUUCUAUUUGAGCUUCACAAUGAGGAAUCGUAAGGCGAUCAACGAUCUUGAUUGGCCAACCGCGAUGGACUACUUACUUAAUCGCCGAGGACCGUUGUCCUCGACGGGUAUGUCUCAAGUUACCGGACGAAUUAACUCGAAGUUUGCCGAUCCGAGCGGAAAUCACCCAGAUCUUCAGUUCUUCUUUAGCGGGUACCUCGCGAAUUGCGCCGCGUCCGGGAGUUAUCAUACCGCUCAGGAUCCGAAACAGCCGAACGCACCUAGAACUAUAACGAUGUCACCUGUCGUCCUACAUCCGAAAAGCAGAGGGCGGAUUGGUUUAAGCUCAAAAGAUCCCUUAGAGCCUCCUCUCAUUUACGCCAACUAUUUAACCGAGCAAGAAGAUAUCGUUCCGUUAGUUGAAGGUAUUCGGAUUGCGCAACGGUUGGCUAACACCAAAAUUUUGAGGUACAAGUACGGUUUGGAUUUAGUGAAAGGAGAUUAUGGCGAUUGCGAUAAGAAGCACGCAUAUGAUUCGGAUGAUUAUUGGGUAUGUGCAAUGCUUCACUCCACUGGACCCGAAAAUCAUCAAGCAGGUUCCUGUAAAAUGGGGCCGGCAAGUGAUCCUAAUGCAGUUGUCGAUAACAAACUGCGGGUGCACGGAAUUAUCGGUUUACGUGUAAUGGAUGCUUCCAUUAUGCCAUCCGUGGUAUCCGGCAACACUGACGCUACUUGCGUGAUGAUCGCGGAGAGGGGAGUUUCUUUCAUUAAAGAGAGGUGGUUACGGAUGCAGGGAAAUGACAGGGCUAACAUUGGUCCUCGAUAUCGAAAUACGAAAGAUGAGUACGAGUUUGUAACCGUCCAGCAGCAGCCUCGUCAUCAUACGCACCACGUUCACGAUCAUUCACAUCCUCACCAUCACGUUGGACAGUCCUACCCGAAUUUCAGACAUUCGGAUGAAUUCCAUCGAAAACAUCCCCAUUUACCUAAUCCCUUGCAAAGUUAAUGUUAAUUGUUCAAUAACUUCUUUCGUAAACUUUGGUUGUUACUGUCUUACUGAACUUAACUCUCAAUUUCAUCCUGGAGAUCUUGAGGUUUGAGACCAUGCGUGACUGUUUCUUUCUUCAAGAAGCGCAAAUUAAAGUAACUAUUAACUAGGUUAUUUUCCGUAUAUACGUAUGGAGUUCUAGGCUGGAAGCAAAUAAAGUAAUGAGUAUGAUUUGUAUUUA